AUGACUCUGGACAGCGGGCGGAAGGAGCUGCUGUGGAAAACGCUGAUGGAGCUGGGGGAAGACGACUUCAAGGCCUUCAAAUUCUUCACGGACCUGCCUCAAAGGGUACUUGACACCCCCAGCCCGGUGGACGUUGCUUACGAGAUGGUGAAGAAGCACGGCGAGAAUGCUUUGGAGGAGACCAUCAAGAUUCUAAAGAGGAUCGGUAACAAUAACUUGGCUGAGAUGUUGCGUUGCAACGUGCUUGAAAUAAGAGGCACCGUCUUCUCAGUCCACGAUGACAAUGAUCAACUUGCCAGAUUGAAGGCAGACCUGCAAAGCAACCUGCAUAGUUUAUACAGCAUUGUUCCCGAGGGCAACACCGAGCGAUGGAAGCAGCAGCCUCUGGUGGAUGUCUACACGGAGCUGGAUGUCAGCUACGGGGCCAACGUCAGUCCCGACGAACGGCACGAGGUCCUUCAGAUGGAGACUCGUGCCGCGGCGGCCAGGGAGUCUAUCUUGCCUUGUGACAUCUUCAAAAGCCCUGACGGGAAGCCGCGACCGAUACGCACGCUGCUCACAGUCGGCUUCGCGGGAAUCGGAAAAACCUUCCUGGUUCAAAAUUUUGUGUGCGACUGGGCCAGCGGGAAUACAAACCAGGACGUACACUUCAUAUUUCCCUUCACCUUCCGCGAGUUGAACACGGACAAAGGGAAAAGUUUUACGCUGGCCAAGCUCAUCCGACGCUACGUUUGCGAGAGUAGGCACAUGAGCGAGGAGACGUUGAACAAUAUAUUUGCCGAACUGCAGACGUCCGGGAAGCGGGACUACGAAAGCAGCAGGAUCAAGGUCUUGUUUGUCUUGGACGGAUUGGACGAGUGCAACUUCAAAAUGGACUUGAAGAAUGAAAUGAAAGUAGACAUGGACGUGACAGAGGCCUACCCUCUGGAGGUGCUCCUGGCGCACCUUAUCAAGAGGAACCUGCUUUCCUGCGCCAGGAUUUGGAUCACCACGCGGCCCGCGACGGCCCACGAGAUCCCCUCCGACUUCAUCGACAGCAGAACAGAGGUGAGAGGAUUCAGUGAUUCCCAGAGGCUGGAGUACUUCAUGAACAGGUUCCCAAAUGAAGAUCGCAUCAUCGAGUACAUCCAAAAGUCUCGCACCAUCUUCAUCAUGUGCCACCUGCCCAUCUUUUGCUGGAUCACCUCUACAAUUCUACAGGAUCAUUUGGACAAAGGGAAGGUGGGAGAACUUCCCACAACGCUGACCGAAUUGUACUCAGAGCAUGCCUUUCGCCACCUUGACACGAGCAAGGAGAGACAGACGACGGAGUAUGCCUGUGACGUGAAAGCGCUAGCAAAGCUGGCCUUUCACAACACCAUGAGUAAACGUCAAAUCUUCUAUGAGAAGGAUCUGGCGGACUGCGGCUUUGAUUACGAACAAGCCGCAAAACACUGCGGAAUAUUCACCGAGGUGUUCAGGGAGGUCCGUCCGCUCAGAAGAAACUUACAAGGCAAGAUGUUUCAGUUCAUCCAUCUGACCAUCCAGGAGUAUAUGGCCGCAUUCUACGUGAUGAUGAGCCUCUUCCACGACAACAAGAACGUACUGACUGAUUCAGAGCUGGAACCGGCAGGUGUUUUCCAAGAAGAAGAAAAAUCAGAAGAAUUAGAAGAAAUAGAAUCAGAAGACGAAGAAACAGAAUUAGCAGAAGAAGAAAAAGAAGAUGAAGGUUCUUGGAAAAUCACUGAGGUCCUAAGGUCAGCUCUCCAGAAAGCCUCGGAGAGUGAAGGAAACCUGGACUUGUUCCUUCGCUUCCUCGUUGGUCUUUCCUUGCCGUGCAACCAGGAAGUAGUGGGUGAACUGCUGAAGGCCCCUCAGUACUGCAGGCAAAGCAAGUCAAAAACAGUCAAGUUGAUCAAGGAAAGGAUCAAACGGAACACUCCAGAGAACAACAUCAACUUGUUCUACUGCUUAAACGAGCUGAAGGACGACUCCUUGCUGAAGCAGAUCCAGAAAGAAAUAGUCUUAAGUUUCCACUGGGAAGACAUGCCAGAUUAUAUGUGGUCUGCCCUGGCCUUCUUACUUACCAACGACGAAACCUUGAAGUCCAUUUACCUGUCGGAAUACGCCCAAUCACCUUUGGUGCUCGAGAAACUGUUGGUGGUUGUCAAGGCUUCUCAAAAAUUAGAGCUAGUCGAAUGUUACCUGGACAAACGCAGCUGUCACCUGCUGGCUUCCGUCCUCAGCUCUCCCUCCAACCUGAGGCAUCUGGACCUGAGUCUGAACGAUCUGUCGGACGAGGGGGUCGAGAUCCUCUCGAAAGGAUUGACCAGUCCUCACUGCAUCUUACAAUUCCUGGGGCUACAAUGCUGCGGAAUGACGAAGCAAGGAUGCAUUUUGUUGGCGGAGUCUCUCAAGUUAAACCCCUCUCAUCUUCAAGAGCUGCACCUGAACUUCAACAAUCUGUCGGACGAGGGGGUCAAGAUCCUCUCGAAAGGACUGGCCAGUCCAUACUGCGUCUUACAAGUCCUCAAGCUGUCAGAGUGUGGGAUCACGGGGCGAGGAUGUGUGUCGUUGGCCGAGCCUCUCAUGUUAAACCCUUCCUAUCUUCAACAGCUUUAUUUGAACUUCAACAAUCUGACAGACGAGGGUGUUGAGGCCCUCUCGAAAGGACUGGCAAGUCCACACUGCACCUUACAAGUCCUCGAGCUGUCAGAGUGCGGGAUCACGAAGCAAGGAUGUGUUUCAUUGGGGGAGGCUCUCAAGUUAAACCCCUCCCAUCUUCAAGAGCUGGACCUGUGCUGGAACGAUCUGUCGGACGAGGGGGUCGAGAUCAUCUCGGAAGGACUGGCCAGUCCACACUGCAGCUUAAAAGUCCUCCAUUCGGUGCUACGUACUGUCCGACGAUCUCAAGAGCAUCGGGUGUCGGCUCAACAUGCACAAGCAGCUUCGCUCACUGAAUUUGAGGCGGUCCGCCCGUCGGCUUUGGGAUGUUUGCAGCGACGCCGCUACUGGCAGGUGGAGUUCAAGGGGGAAGGUGUCACCGAAGGUCACACCCAGCGUGCCGUGUCUGGGAGAACCGGACAGACAAGUCGUCACUCUGACAGGAGGAGACGAGGCGACGACAAGGCCGCGUAA
Messenger RNA from Nerophis lumbriciformis (worm pipefish), 3117 nucleotides. The record is from RefSeq and is a predicted model, not a curated record. Lineage: Eukaryota; Metazoa; Chordata; Actinopteri; Syngnathiformes; Syngnathidae.